GAUACUAUCUAUUCUACCAAUUCGGUUUCAUUCUCUGAAUUCAAUACUGGUGAGAUUUCCGUACAUCAUCAAUCAAUACCUACUUCAUACCACAUCAGUCUACGGCCCUUCCAAAAACCCUACCCCCUACACCGUCCCACCCCCCCAUUUCUGCAUUCUUAUUAUCCCAACUUGUUGGUACAUGCUACUGCACCCCGCUGGGAACGAUACAGGAUACAAGUUACUAUACAAAAAUAAGGAUCUGCGAAACAAGAACAACCCAAUUUCUUCGGUUGGAUAUACGGGCAUUCCGGAUACCUGUCUGCAUCUUACAAGUGACAAUCCACCUACAGCACCGCCUCCGAAACGCCAAAACUGUCAAAUCGCCCUUUAUCUCCCAAGCUUCUCCGCUUUAGGUCAUCUCAUCUGACCGCUAUCUCCGAAUCUCGCCCUACAGAUCCCCUCCCAUCUCUGAACCUUACUUGGAAGUUGGGGGUUACACAUCAACCGUCCAAAGACGCAGGUGCACAACAUCUCCCAUCUCGUGUGACCCUAUUAUCGCUGCGUCGAAUCACCGCAGAUAUUGUCAAUCAUCAUUCAUUCAUCCAUUCAUUCAUUCAUUCAUCAUUCAACUCUCAGCCCCAGGGUCUCCCACAUCACAACAUAUCGCAUCGCAUUAGCUACAUUCCAGUUACAUAUCUUUUUCGUUUAGGUCAUCUGAAAUUGUCUCGUCUUAUCAUUCGAGAUUUGUGAAUUUGAUCGGCCGACAUAUGUCUCGUCCUUCCAUGCUGUUACUAAGACUUUAACUCACAACUUUCCUUUUCUGGACCUUUGAUAUCAAGCGCGUCUCGUACUAUACCUCAUACCGACUUACAUACAUAUUGUACGACCAGGGAUUCUUUGACACGCUUGAUGCAACCGACUGCCCUGCACUACUGCAAAGCAGUAUUACGCUACCUGCUAUUCACACCCACGCUCACACGCGCAUUUGAAAUCUUCCUAUUGCCAUUCCCCUUGUUUUGCCCACAUACGAGCUUGUCUAAGAUUGUCUUGGUUGAGAGAUUUACAGAUUUUGAUGCCCACUGAAUCUGCAGACUAAUCAAGCAAAACCAAGCCGAGAUACGCCGCCCCCGCCGUACGCACACGCGUUAUCCACAAUAACAAUAAUGAGCCUGACAUCUAACCCACCGUCAUCCGGCGGCCCAUCCUCGAUCUCCGCAUCUAGAACUCAAAUAAAAAGAUCUGUUCAAGCUGUUUUUGAAGGUACAGCUGAAAGAUCAGCCAAUCCUAACUUGGGAUACCAAAGUAAAGUUCGAGUUAUUGAUCGAUACAAAGUCAUUGGUUUCAUUAGUUCUGGUACAUAUGGACGAGUUUAUAAAGCAGUUGGGCGAGAUGGACGACCUGGGGAAUUUGCCAUAAAGAAAUUUAAACCAGAUAAGGAAGGGGAACAAAUCCAAUAUACGGGUAUUUCACAAUCAGCGGUUCGAGAGAUGGCACUGUGUUCAGAAUUGAGUCACAUGAACGUCAUCCGACUCAUUGAGAUCAUUCUUGAAGACAAGUGUAUCUUCAUGGUGUUUGAAUAUGCCGAACAUGACCUUCUUCAGAUUAUCCAUCAUCAUACUCAACCUACUCGCCAUCCCAUUCCUGCCCCAACAGUUAAAUCCAUUAUGUUCCAACUUCUCAAUGGCUGCCAGUAUCUUCAUGCGAACUGGGUACUUCAUCGUGAUCUCAAGCCCGCCAAUAUCAUGGUAUCCUCGGCAGGGGAAGUGAAGAUUGGCGAUUUGGGACUUGCUCGACUUUUCAACAAGCCAUUGCAUUCUCUUUUCUCUGGUGACAAAGUUGUAGUUACGAUAUGGUAUCGAGCCCCGGAACUCUUAUUAGGUUCAAAGCAUUACACUCCAGCCAUCGAUAUGUGGGCUAUUGGGUGCAUUUUUGCGGAACUCCUUUCCCUCAGACCAAUAUUUAAAGGCGAAGAAGCGAAAAUGGAUAGUAAAAAGACGGUACCAUUCCAGAGGAAUCAGAUGCAAAAGAUUGUCGAUAUAAUGGGACUACCAACCAAGGAAAAAUGGCCACAUCUGGUACACAUGCCGGAAUACUCACAACUUUCCACUCUCUCAGCCAAUGGACAUGCAAAAGCUGGAUACUCGAGUUUGGAGAAGUGGUAUUAUCAAACCAUAAAUUCAUCCCCCACCUCGGUUCCAGUAUCGAAUUCCAGUCUAGGUGGUGAGGGGUACAAACUAUUGAGCAGCUUACUUGAAUAUGACCCUGAAAAACGAUUAACAGCGCAAGCAGCAUUAACACAUCCAUUUUUCAGUACAGGGGAUAAAGUUAGUGCCAACGCCUUCGAGGGGGUCAAAACAGAAUAUCCGCACAGGAGGGUUAGUCAGGAUGACAAUGAUAUCCGAACAGGAAGUUUACCUGGCACAAAGAGGAGUGGGUUACCGGAUGAUUCAAGACCCGCGAAAAGAUUAAAGGAAUAA
Botrytis byssoidea is the source of this 2459-nucleotide messenger RNA. RefSeq lists its product as uncharacterized. The coding region runs from base 1146 to 2459 and encodes 437 amino acids. The transcript has 5 exons. Gene Ontology annotation, cellular component: nucleus; mediator complex. NCBI's taxonomy places the organism in Eukaryota, Fungi, Ascomycota, Leotiomycetes, Helotiales, Sclerotiniaceae. Gene Ontology annotation, molecular function: cyclin-dependent protein serine/threonine kinase activity; RNA polymerase II CTD heptapeptide repeat kinase activity; ATP binding. Gene Ontology annotation, biological process: protein phosphorylation. The record is from RefSeq and is a predicted model, not a curated record.